This is a messenger RNA of Micromonas commoda, 1472 nucleotides long. RefSeq names its product chloride Carrier/Channel family. Gene Ontology annotation, molecular function: voltage-gated chloride channel activity. Bases 201 to 1391 code for a protein of 396 amino acids. NCBI's taxonomy places the organism in Eukaryota, Viridiplantae, Chlorophyta, Mamiellophyceae, Mamiellales, Mamiellaceae. The transcript has a single exon. Gene Ontology annotation, biological process: chloride transport; transmembrane transport. The record is from RefSeq and is a predicted model, not a curated record. Gene Ontology annotation, cellular component: membrane; intracellular membrane-bounded organelle.
CAGUUGCUGUUCGCCUCGGCUGUGGCGAUGGCGAGUAUAAUGAUCUCGCAGCACUGCUCCUCGGGCUCAGGGACGAUAUCAUCGUCGAUGUCCUCUCGGCCGGGUAUCAUUCUUGUGGGGCAAGCGAAUCCUCCUGCGUUCAACCCCUCGAUUUCUCCAUCGCAUCCAUCGCCACUGCACUGGUUAUCACACUCGCCACGAUGGCCCUUGCGUGCGACCUCUCCUUACCCGCCGGCGUAUUCAUGCCCACGAUUUUGUGGGGCUGUCUGCUCGGGACGCUAUUCGGCGAACUGGUUCGAUACGUCGUGACCGACCCAGCCUCUAAAUCGGGCGUGCCGAUUGGUGCUUACGCGCUUGUUGGCGCAACAGCCGCGCUUGCCGGAGUCUUCCGUGGGUCCAUAUCUCUCGUCAUUAUCAUGCUCGAAGGAACCGGUCACGUGGAUUACCUGCUCCCGCUGCUUAUCGGCGUCGCAGUUGCCAAUCUUGCGGGAGCAGGGUUUGGUGCGCUCCUUGGGUGUGAAGGCUCGUUCUACGACCUGCAGCUGGCCGCGGCGCGCGUGCCGUUCCUGCGACACCACAGCGCGCCAGAGACUGCAGAAGACGCAUUAUCCUGCCCGCUUAUCGAUCGCGUGGGUGCUACCGUCGCUGAGGCAAUGUCGCGAGACCCGGUCUGCCUGAACCGCGUUGAGAGCGUCGCUCGGAUCGUUUGGGUGCUGCGUACCAACUCGCACAACGGAUUCCCAGUUGUCGACGGAACGGAGGAGCUCGGCUUGGAAAACGUCGGUCGCAGCAGAGGCGAUUCGGUUCGAAAAGGCAAAGUCGUUGGCCUGAUACUGCGGUCACAGCUCAUGGUGCUCCUCGCAAGGCGCGCGUUUGUCGAAGUUGCGCCCCCCGCUCCUGCGUCCAUGCCAGCUGCUCGUGCGUCGGCGGGAGGGCGCGCGAUGCGGGACUUUUUCAACAUCUUUCGCCGUGAGCGCGUUGCUGCCUCGUCCAGUGCGUCAGACGAAGACACCGGCUCUGAGGAGCUAUUCCCAGCUUUCUCCGGCCCCGGCGUCGAGGAGCUACGGACAUACUACGACACCCUCGAUGCGGACAUGCGAACCUUCCACCACAGGCACAGCCACGGAGACAGGACGGUGUCCGUGUCAAACGCGGCUCUUGACAGGAUCGGGCUGACGGACAGCGAGCUCGCCAACUACAAGUGCGACGUCGGCGCGUUCAUGAAGAUUGCACCAUUGACGGUGAACGAGAGGUGCUCGGUGUGGCGGGCAGCGAAUUACCUGAUUGAUGUAGGUUUGAGGCACCUGCCGGUUGUGGACAACGGAAACAAGGUAGUUGGGAUGUUGACUCGGGGCGACCUUUGCAGGUGCGCUGGGGAUGGUGAAGAGUGAACGAGCGAAUUGACGGGGACAGACAGAUGACGAUUGACAGCCGUAGCACGAAUGCCUCGAAAUCAAAUUAUAUGCGCAGGC